Molecule: messenger RNA, 1040 nt
Organism: Aspergillus sclerotioniger CBS 115572
Lineage: Eukaryota; Fungi; Ascomycota; Eurotiomycetes; Eurotiales; Aspergillaceae
Exons: 2
Coding region: 443-850 (135 amino acids)
Source: RefSeq, a predicted model, not a curated record
CUUCGAAAUAGACAAAAUAUAACUCGAGGCACGCCAAUAAAAUCCCCAGGAAGAUAAAAAUGCCGUGCCCCUCGACUGUGGCACCCAACCCCAUGUGCUAGCGGCUCCCCACGUGCCCACCGCCGCCGUCUCCGGCUCUCCUCCGCGGUGAGAUGUACCUCCGCGUCACUCCUAUCACUAUCACCCUCUAUCUUAGCUACUAUCUAUCUCUAGGUAUCUUCUAGCUCUAUCGCAACCCAGCCAGUCCUCACCCAAACCCCUUCCACAUUCACUUCAUCCACAUUCACCACGCCCUUCACACCCACACCACCCCCAUCUUCAACACAGUACACCAACCCAAUCCAACGACGCCCACCCCGCACGUCCCACCUCCACCCUCCUCAUCCCCAAAACCACAUCCAACCCACCCAACCAAAACAAUCGCGAACGCAAAACCAACACAAUGGGCAACAUCUGCUCCCGAUCCUCCAACCCCUCCGACUCCGAAGCCUUCUCCACCCCCGGCCGUGUCCUCGGCUCCCACCCACCAGACGAUCCCGCCCCGCGCGCCCCGCUCCCCUCAAACGCCAAAGCCAAUCGAGCUGCAACCGGUCCGGGUCCGGGUCGACCAGUCGGUCCUGCUGCUUCGGGGGGUGCGGAGGGAGGUGCGAAUCCAGAUGCGAGAAUGAAUGCGGCGUUGGCGGCGCAGAAACGAGCAGAGUCCGCGUCGACGGCAAACAAAGGGAAGCUGGGGAGUAAGUUGGCGGCGCAAAAGGCUCAGACACAGACGCAGACGUUGAAUGAGGUCAGUCGGGAUGAAGUGGCUGCGAGAGAUGCGGAUGGAGCGGCCGAGGCGAGGAGGUGGCAGUAAUGGACAGUGGUGGAUCUAUCAGGUGUUUACUGGGUAUGGUUUAGGUCUACGGAGUUAGCAUGGAGUAUCCAGUUUAGCGUGUUUAUCUAGAAUCGUUGGCCGGUUUGUAUGCUGUUGAUACCAUAGCUGACUAUCUUUACAUGUGUUAUUCGGAGGUAAUGUCUCAAACAGGUCAUAAGCCAUAUGGUAC